AUGGCGUGGGCGGCGGCGUUCCAGGGCGCGGGGAGCGGAGUGGGGGCUGGGCUUGGGGUGGAAGGGAGAGGGAAGGAGCGGGAACGCGGGAUGGCGAAGCAAAAUGGGGAGGAGAGGGCUGCAGAGGGGAGCUCAGCAGGGGAGGAGUUAAGGGCGGGCGCACUGGCGUGGGCGGCGGCUCGUCGCGUCGCCGUCGUCGCGGAGUGCCAGCACUCGAGCGUGGCACAGCGAGGCAGCGACUUCCUCCCAUGCAUCGUUUCGGCGUGGAACAACGCUCCCAACAUUCAGGAUGCUGCCGGGGACCUUGCGAGCUCGCUCAAAGCAUCACGAAAUGCAGCAAAGGAUGCCUGCGCUGAUCGUUUGCAGCUGGCCAUCAGGGAACGGGCAGCCUAUUGGAAACAAAGGAGCAAAUUCAAGGCGAUCCGCGAGGACGAUGCCAACACUGCUUUCCACAAUGCUCAUGCCACUAAUCGCCUACGCCGGAAUCAGAUUAAGACGCUUACAGUUGAUGGGUGUGAACUCACAGCACAUGAUGCAAAGACAAAUGCAUUGACGACAUACUUCUCCUCCAUCAUGGGCACAACAGCCACAGCACACUGGCAAUUCAGUUUGGAGGAUAUCUACAGGGGGGUCGAGUCACCAACUCUGGACACACUGUCAGCGCCUUUCACUGUGGAGGAAGCGAAAGCAGCAGUGCACAGGAUGAACCGCAAUAGUGCUCCCGGGCCGGAUGGCUUUAGUCCUGGUUUCUACAUGGCGGCCUGGGAUACCGUUGUGGAUAAGGUUAUGAGCUUCGUGGAUGCUUUUGCUGCUGGAACAGUGUAUCUUGAACGGGUGAACAGAUCCUACAUUGUGCUCCUGCCCAAGAAGCCGGGAGCAACGGCACCAGGGGACCAUCGCCCUAUUUGUCUGCAGAACUGCUCCCUGAAGAUCAUUGCCAAGAUCCUCACCUCACGACUGCAGGUGCAAAUCCCCAAGCUGAUUGACAUGGAUCAAACAGGUUUUAUAAAAGGCCGCUCAAUUUCUGAAAACUUCAUCUACGCACUGGAAUUAGUUCAGCACUACCACAAACAGCGCCUGCCAACACUUGUCCUCAAACUGGACUUCGCCAAAGCAUUUGACUCCGUCAAUUGGGACAGCCUGCUCAAAAUCCUUCAAUGCAGAGGUUUCCCCGCCACAUGGUGCUCAUGGAUUCAACACAUCCUCACCACUUCUAAGUCUGCAAUCCUACUGAAUGGAUGUCCGGGCAGCUGGUUCACCUGCAAGAAAGGGCUCCGGCAAGGGGUCCCCCUAUCCCCAUAUCUGUUCCUGCUAGUGGCAGACGUCCUACAACGCCUCAUCAAAUGUGAUGGUGGUGUGCGGCACCCGGCGUCCGAUGCGCUACCAUGCCCUGUGAUCCAGUAUGCAGAUGAAACUCUGAUAGUCUUGCGGGCUGCGGAUCAGGAUGUCCUGAAACUCAAGUUGCUCCUUGACCAAUUCGCUAAUGCGACCGGCCUCAAGAUUAACUUUCACAAAAGCACAGUGGUGCCGAUGCAUGUCCCGGAGGAGGAUGUACCAAGCUACCUCACCGUGCUGGGGUGCCGAAGAGACCAAUUCCCACAGACUUACUUGGGCAUGCCACUCUCCAAUGUCAAACUCAAUCUGAGCGCCUUUACCCCACUCAUUGACCGCACUGACAGAUACCUGGGCGGUUGGCAAGCAUCUCUACUCAACUACAUGGGCCGGGCGGUCCUGGUCAAUUCAGUUCUUGACAGUGCUUUAAUCUACACCCUCUCCGCCAUGCAACUUCCGCAAGGGACGAUCGAUGCUCUUGACAAAAAACGUCGGGCUUUCCUUUGGUCAGGUGAAGCUACAAUGACUGGUGCCCGAUGCCUUGUCGCUUGGGAACAGACCUGCCUGCCCAAAGAACUGGGUGGUCUCGGUAUCAAGAACUUGCAAAUCCUCAAUCAGUGCCUGCUGCUGAAGCACUUGCACCGCCUACACCAUCCUGGGGAAUCGGCCUGGGCAAAAUGGGUGUCUUCUCGGAUUGACAUUGCCUCCCUGGAAAGUAACUGUGCUAGAGCACACUGGAAGAACUUGCAGGACCUGCUACCUAUCUACAGAGCAAUCACAACAACCACUGUUGGCAACGGGAUACGCACCUCCUUCUGGUUUGAUCACUGGCUCCCCGUCGGCCAACUUUCGGAAGCUUUACCUUCUCUUUUCAGUCAUACCAAUGACCAGAAUGCAUCAGUUGCCAAAGUAUAUUCCAGACCACUGCGCGAUCACUUUGUCACCCGUCUCUCUCAUGUCGCUGCCGCCGAGUUCGCCAUACUGGAAGAGAUCGUCGAAGAAGUCGUGUUACAAGAGACCUCUGACAACCGGCUAUGCCCGCUGGUGAGCAAAGAUGGCACGCUGCGUGCCGGGCCGAUCUACGCUGCUAUGAUGAGUCUGCAGGAACAUACACCUUGCCCCUUCUACAAAUUUGUUUGGAUCAAUUGUGCCCCACCGCGUGUUUGCUUCUUUGCUUGGCUGCUGGUUCAGGGGAAAAUCCAGUGCAAAACCAACCUGGUCGUCAAGAAAGUCGUUGAGAAUCCGGAAUGUGAGGUGUGCCAUGCUGCUGAGGAGAGCCCUGACCACCUCAUCCUACACUGCCACUUUGCCAAACAGUUUUGGACAAAAAUAGGUGUCCCGGUGCAAGACGCAAUGGUGUCACAACUCUGGCUGCUGGAAUGCCCCGUGACAAUACCUGUUGAACACUACUCCACAUUCCUGCUGCUGUGUGCUUGGCAGCUCUGGAAACAUAGACAUGAUGUUGUCUUCCGAGGCCAAAACCCGUCCCUCCGUCUCCUGCUCAGCUGCAAGGAAGAAGCUCGCCUAUGGAGCUGUAGAUUGCCGCGACAGGACAAGCUCGUCGCAGAGGCCUGGUGUAAUGUUUUUUCUUCCAAUAUGUAA
Molecule: messenger RNA, 2934 nt
Organism: Panicum virgatum (switchgrass)
Lineage: Eukaryota; Viridiplantae; Streptophyta; Magnoliopsida; Poales; Poaceae
Exons: 3
Coding region: 1-2934 (977 amino acids)
Source: RefSeq, a predicted model, not a curated record